GCUCGGAGGCCCAGCGCGUCAGGUGCUCCUCCCUCCAGGGAGUUUUAGUUGCUCAAAGUCUUCAAAACCCACCUCCAGGAUAAACCUGUGUACAGGGAUGAGAGGUGUGGUUUACAGGUGACAAUUCAGGAAAGGCCAGUUUCCUGAUAGCCACAAGCGAGGUAGAUCCCUCCCCUUGCCACUUGUCUCUGGAUGCCUAGUCUCUGAACUCUCAAACGAUUCUUUUUCAACCUCGAUCAUCUCACCCGAACACAGCAAGCAGAACUCAGGUAGAACAACCCAACAUGAAUUUGCCACUGGGCAUCACACUUACACUCCUCUUGAUACUUCAGACAUUCCAACAAGUGUCCACCCAAGUGUCCAUACCUGAAGAAUGGAAAAGAGAUAAUAUGGACGUCAACGAAACACAGUCAUCUAGUGUGAAACCACCUCUUUCACUAGGAGACAAUGCAGAGAAUUCAAAAGUCAAACCAGAGGGAAGUUCAGGUGAUGGAGAAUCAUUUGGCUCAAUCAUUUUAAUUAAAGAAGACAAACAGAAGCAGAAUUUCACAACACUGUAUCAAAUCCCUGAUCACGUGGAUAAUGACACAGAAGAAGCCAGUUCUGGCGAACCCAUUGCUACAACGCCACCUCCUAUGAUUGCACUUAAUUCAAGUUCUGAUCCCUCAGAUACUUCAGCAGAAUCCACAACAGAAACAGAGGAGACAGCCACAAAUACCCCCACACCAGAGCCGGAGCACACAAAUCAAUCUGCUCUUAAUGACACAUAUACCAGUCCAACACCUGAGACAAACACAACAGAGAGCAGCUUCGGCGAAUCAGGUUCUGGAUCUGUGCCCUCAGACGAUGUGCCCACCAACAGCACUACUAAGAGUCCGGCCACCACAACAGAAGAUGAGAGCAUCCAGUACAAAACUACAGUGAGUCCAACUGAACCACCAGUAUACAGAACAACAACAGCAGAGAUUCCACCUGCCAUCCCUGAGAACAUCACUACACCUGCCCCAGGCAGUGUGAACACAGGAGCAGACCUAACCGGACCUUUUGACAACAAAGAAAAUUCUGAAAGAGGUUUAUCCUCAGAUGUUACAGAUGCUACUGAAAACAGGAAAGGGCAGGCAUGGGCUAUAGUCCUAGCCGUUGGGAUUGUAGUGGGGAUCAUUGCCUUGGCAGCAUUUAUCAUCCUGAAUCGAAGGAACAGAAGAGACUUCUCACACAGAAAACUGGUGGAAGAGACGUCACCUGAUCCAGUUCUCCGACUGGAUAACGGUGAGCCACUAGACCUAAAGUUUGAUGGAUUUGGUUACUACAAUCCAGGACUACAAGGAGAUAACAUCCAGAUGACCAACUUUCCACAGGGACGGACACAAUGAGAACAAAUCUGUGAUGCCAAAGACUCUUUAUUUAAUGUUGCACCCAUGUGAAGACAAAAGGAUGUAAUUAAGAAAUUAUCGUCAUUUUUAAAGUGAUUUGCCAAAUCAAUCUCAAGGCAAUUUUACAUAGCUAACUGAACAAUCAAAAAUGUUUUUAAUUUUAAAUAGUGUCUUUUGUUGGGAUGUUUUAGCCAAACCAAAAUAUAAAGCAUAUUGGUCACACUUUAUAUUAAGUGGCCUUAACUACUAUGUACUUGCAUCAAAAAAUAAGUACAAUGUACUUAUUGGGUUCAUAUUGAAUUGCAAAACACUUGUGCUGCUAUUGAGGUGGGAUACAGGU
This is a messenger RNA of Megalobrama amblycephala (Wuchang bream), 1713 nucleotides long. It is a transcript of the gene muc15, whose product is annotated as mucin 15, cell surface associated. Lineage: Eukaryota; Metazoa; Chordata; Actinopteri; Cypriniformes; Xenocyprididae. The transcript is spliced from 5 exons. The record is from RefSeq and is a predicted model, not a curated record. The coding region runs from base 285 to 1373 and encodes 362 amino acids.